UUUUGUUCCAACAAUCACACGCCGAAUGCAGACUGCGCAAAGUGCUCAGGCCGCGUCGCAACCAACGACGACGACGACGACGACACAGACACAAACCAUCGAAGCUGCAGAGCAAGAGCAAGCGCCUUCUGUCUUGACAUUGAGGCUGCGGCAGCCAGCGACCGCGGAGGGACGUCGCGUGCAGUGGAACGACAAGGUUGUGGACAACGAGCACAUGAAUAAGAAAAAGUCAAAGAUUUGCUGUAUCUAUCGCAAGCCGCAUGCGUUCGACGAGUCGUCCGAUGACACGAGCGAGAGCGACGGCGACGAGGAUUGCCCGUUUCACAACAUGAACAGCUACGACAGGCCACCACAUCGGCAUCAUCAUCAUCAUCACCGUCACGGACACAAGCACAAACACAGGCAUUCCAGUGACAGCAGUGACGACGGCGGCGAGGGUCAUGAGCACAAGCAUUCGGACGACUGUGCGCAUGGCCAUGGUGCCGCCCCCGAUGGUGCAUCAUCAUCAUCAUCAUCAUCAUCAUCAUCAUCAUCAGCAUCAUCAUCAGCUCAUGAGUAGUGUAGCUUGUCAACCUUUUGUACUGUAGUCAAUGAACAAACAUCCGUUUCAGAGUAGGCGGUACAAAUCGGCGUUGUCCCCGAAUUCAUUCCGGUCGCUUGAGGCAACGACUGUGUCAUGCCGAUGGGUGAUGCAAACGAGAUAACACACUGCAAUCCUUGUUGUUUACUCCCUCAGGAACGCACAGCUCCCAUACCGCGAUGGGACGCUUUUUAUUGACCAAACAGAGCUACUUUUCGCAUUCGCAACGCGAUUGUCGGCGAAAAAUGAUCAGCCUCUUUAUGUACGUGUGACGUAUGUUGUUUGCGAUGCGCAUCGUCACAGCACAGCCGUCAUUUGUUGUUUGUUUAUUCGGGUACUUUAUAUUUUGUUUUGCUACUGCUGUUGUUACGGUACGAUGUGCGGAUUUAUUGUGUUUUGCAUUGACAACUGGCGGUCCAGCAGCGCUGACAAG
Capsaspora owczarzaki ATCC 30864 is the source of this 1013-nucleotide messenger RNA. RefSeq lists its product as hypothetical. The transcript has 3 exons. Gene Ontology annotation, cellular component: nucleus. Bases 26 to 559 code for a protein of 177 amino acids. Gene Ontology annotation, molecular function: protein phosphatase 1 binding; protein serine/threonine phosphatase inhibitor activity. Lineage: Eukaryota; Filasterea; Ministeriida; Capsasporidae. The record is from RefSeq and is a predicted model, not a curated record.